AUGAGGAGGGAGACAAUUGUCUCCAAGGCAAAAAAAGCAAACAUUAAGAUUAAGGAUAAACCAAUUUCAAACAGCAGCCCAUGGGAUGAGAAAUACCCUCUAAGGGAGCCUAGCGGGAAGAAGGCUAAUGCUCGUCUUGGAGAAGUAAGAAUGAGACCUAUAUCAUCUAAGAGUAACGCUAUGGUGGUUUCACUACCGAGGAAGAAGGAGAAGAUAGAAAAGAUUGUCUCCCAUCAUAUCAGUAAAGCGCUUGAAAGAGAAGAUGAAAUAAAGAAGUUAACCAUUGAUCAGCAAAUUCAAUUUUGGAGGAAUACGGCUAAAUUAAAUUGGAAAUUGUUCCAUGCCACAAAGCAUAGUAAGCGACUUCAAUGGGAUGCUUGCUCUAAGGAGAUACAUAGGCUGAAUAGCAAAUUGGAGAAGUACGAAGGAACUGCUGACCUGGUUGAUCCCGAUGACCUGAAGAAAAACAUGGAGGCUAUUAUGUCCAAGAGGAAAGGUAGUGUUGAUAGCACUGUCAAGGAUGAUGAUAUCGAUUGCUUCAAUUAUGAUUAUGUGUGCAAUAUUGUAGAUAAAGUUGACCAAGACGAGGAUGAAGAGAAGGGAGGGGAAGAUAAAGAGGAAGAUAUGGAAGAGAGAGGGCUGGAGCAGAAAGAGGAAGAUAAAGAGGAGGACAAGAAAGAAGAAGAUAGAGAGGAGGAGCUGUUUGAGGAAGAUAAAGAGCAGGAGAAGAAAGAGGAAGAUACAGAUAUAGAUGAGAAUGAGGAAGAUAGAGAGGAGUACUUUGAAGAGGAAGAUAGUGAGCAGGAGAUGAAAGUAGAUGAGAAAGAGGAAGAGAUAGAGCAGGACAUGAUUAAGGAAGAGAAGGAAGAAGAGAAGAGAAGUGUAGAGAAGUGGUCGAGAUGA
Molecule: messenger RNA, 903 nt
Organism: Asparagus officinalis (garden asparagus)
Lineage: Eukaryota; Viridiplantae; Streptophyta; Magnoliopsida; Asparagales; Asparagaceae
Product: glutamic acid-rich protein-like
Exons: 3
Coding region: 1-903 (300 amino acids)
Source: RefSeq, a predicted model, not a curated record